UAUUUCCCAAGAACAAGAAAAAGCAGAGAAGAUAGAGAAAGAGAGAGUGAGAGGGUUUGAUUGAGAAACAAACACCAAAAAAAAAUGGCAAAGGGUUAUUCGACACGUGUGCUCACGUUUCUGAUGUUGAUCUCGCUAAUGGCGGUGACACUGAAUCUUGUGUCUACUGCGGAGGCAAAGAAGCGGAGGAGAGAUGCCCCUAUAGUGCAAGGUCUCUCAUGGAACUUUUACCAGAAAGCAUGUCCCAAAGUCGAAAACAUUAUCAGAAAAGAGCUCAAGAAAGUCUUCAAGAGAGAUAUUGGUUUGGCCGCAGCCAUCCUUCGUAUACAUUUCCAUGAUUGCUUCGUUCAGGGAUGUGAAGCAUCAGUGCUGCUAGCUGGAUCAGCUAGUGGACCAGGAGAACAAUCAUCGAUCCCUAACCUGACGCUCCGUCAACAAGCCUUUGUCGUCAUCGAUAAUCUUCGUGCCCUUGUCCAGAAAAGGUGCGGUCAAGUCGUCUCUUGCUCUGACGUCCUCGCUCUCGCCGCUCGCGACUCCGUCGUCCUUUCAGGAGGGCCAGACUAUGCUGUGCCACUUGGGCGACGCGACUCACUAGCAUUCGCGAGCCAGGAGACCACAUUAAAUAACUUACCACCACCCUUCGCCAACGCGAGUCAGCUCAUAGCCGACUUCGCCAACAGAAACCUUAACAUAACCGACUUAGUGGCACUUUCUGGUGGUCACACCAUCGGAAUCGCGCAUUGUCCUUCUUUCACAGACCGACUCUACCCGAACCAAGACCCAACCAUGAACAAAGCCUUCGCCAACAACCUCAAACGCACUUGUCCCACCGCGAACUCGAGCAACACCCAAGUGAAUGACAUAAGGAGUCCUGACGUGUUCGACAACAAGUACUACGUUGAUCUCAUGAACCGACAAGGGCUAUUCACUUCCGACCAAGAUCUUUUCGUAGACAAGAGGACACGUGGCAUCGUGGAGAGUUAUGCGAUCGACCAGCAGCUGUUUUUCGAUCAUUUCACGGUAGCGAUGAUCAAGAUGGGUCAGAUGAGUGUCUUGACGGGAACACAAGGAGAAAUUCGUUCCAACUGCUCAGCAAGAAACACCCCAAGUUUCAUGUCCGUCUUGGAAGAAGGCAUUGAGGAAGCUAUUUCCAUUAUAUAAAUAACCAUAAAUCUUCACCUUUCUUCUUAACUCUGUUUUUAUUUCGUUCACGCACUUGUGCAUGGUUUGUCGAAUGCUUAAAACUAUCUGAUAAAUAAGAGCAUUGCUUCACUUAUAACUA
Molecule: messenger RNA, 1282 nt
Organism: Capsella rubella
Lineage: Eukaryota; Viridiplantae; Streptophyta; Magnoliopsida; Brassicales; Brassicaceae
Product: peroxidase 12
Exons: 3
Coding region: 85-1161 (358 amino acids)
Biological process (GO): hydrogen peroxide catabolic process; response to oxidative stress
Molecular function (GO): heme binding; peroxidase activity
Source: RefSeq, a predicted model, not a curated record